AUGUAUGCCAGCGUGUUGAACGGUCUCUGUAUACAGGCAUGCGUGCGGGUGGCUAUUGUUUGGAAUGCUGUCUCCCUGUGCGAAUUUUCUUCAGCUCCAUCUGGACCAGACGAGUGUGUGCAUCGGUGUUACGUGAAAGGAAGUUGGGAGGAUGUGCGAUGGACGAGGAAGAAUCUGCCGAAUGAUUCAAAGCAAUAUCACCCACCUUUACUCACCUCCACCUAUCGUCGACAGGGUGGCACCAGAGACGCGCCAUUAACAUGUCAGUCUGUCAGUAAGCUCCUCCUCCUACUUCUUCACUAA
Molecule: messenger RNA, 303 nt
Organism: Echinococcus granulosus
Lineage: Eukaryota; Metazoa; Platyhelminthes; Cestoda; Cyclophyllidea; Taeniidae
Exons: 2
Coding region: 1-303 (100 amino acids)
Source: RefSeq, a predicted model, not a curated record